AUUAAACUGUUAUUAUUUAGCAAGUUAUCCAAUUGUAUUACAUUAAAACAUGUCGAUAGCGAGUUCAUAUGACGAAGAGACGGAUAGCAAUAGUUCUCACCAAAAAGUGUCAAUUUCAGUUGAUGGAAAAGUGAUAACGCGUCGCAGGGUCAUACUUUCACAUUCAAUUUUCACAUUCAUCAAUUUUUUGAACUUCACAGACAGGUACACAAUAGCAGGAGUUCUCUCAGAUAUUCAGAAUUACUUCAAAAUCAACGACACUCAGGGGGGACUAAUCCAAACAGUGUUUAUCCUUGUCUUCAUGUGUUUUGCCCCCCUAUUCGGCUAUCUGGGGGACAGAAUCACCCGCAAGUGUAUUCUCAUUGGGGGAAUAUUAGCAUGGUCUUUCUUCACUUUGAUGGGGUCAUUUGUGGGUCCGAAUAACUUUUGGGUUUUCCUUUUAUUGAGGGGAUUAGUAGGAGUUGGAGAGUCAAGCUACAUCACAGUAUCGCCUUCUCUGAUUGGCGACCUCUUCUCCGAAUCCGAAAGAAUAAUUGCUCUCUCCGUCUUUUCUCUCGCGUCUCCAUUCGGAGCCGGAUUCGGAUACAUCCUUGGAUCCCUCACAACUUCGAUUGCGAAGGAUUCCGGUGCCGACGAUGACAGUGCAUGGAAAUGGUCUCUACGGAUCACUCCCAUUCUAGGGCUCAUUUCUAACCAUUCCACCCUCUCCCCAUUUUUCAUAUGUGUAAUCGCGGUUAUUCUGACGGUGCUUGUCGUCCCGGAACCAAUGAGGGGGUCCCGGGAGACAUCGGCUGAUAACGGAGUGGAACUAAAAAUGAAGACGUCAAUGAAAGAUGACGUGAUCUACUUAAUCACGGGUUGUAUUUCAAAUAAGACUGCAGUUUUUGUGACACUGGCUUGCACUGCAAAUGUUUACGUGGUUGGUUGUCUUGCAUUUUGGGCACCUGUCUUCAUCGAAGAAGCAAAUUUAGCUCAAGGCGAAAACCCCAACAACGCAGUAAUAUCAUUCGGUUUUGGUGCAGUCACAUGUGCAAGUGGGGUACUCGGAGUUGUAUUGGGUGCAUUUACCGCCCGAUUCUUCCGAAGACGAACAUUGAAUGCGGAGCCGUUAGUUGGCGCUUACGGACUGAUACUAGCCGCACCUAUGGUCUUCAUGUUCGCUGUAAUCGUGGAAUACAACACAAUAGGGAUCUUUUCCAAUCAUUUCCGUGUGAAAAAGUCUGAACCAACAAUUAUUUUUAAUCUGCAAACGAAUAAAAUACGGAAAAAGUCCCUAAUAGCUAUAUGGCCAAUUGUGAUAUUGGGCGAAAUUGGUCUGUGCCUAAAUAUGGCACUUGUUCCGAAGAUUUUGAUCGAUUGUGUUGUGCCAAACAGAAGGUCACUUGCAUCUGGAAUCUCAACUGGAUUCACUCACAUAUUCGGAGAUGCUUACAGUCCCUUCUUCGUGGGAUUGUUAGCUGACGUCACUUAUGGAAGCAGUUCCCACUACAACCAGUUCAAGGGACUCCAACUAGGUGUGCUCACUUGUCCCAUUGCGAGCGCCAUAGGAACCGCUGCUUUCUUCGCUUGUGCAAUUGCAUACGAAGGCGACCACACGAGAACAGCCGAGAUUGUUGACGUGGCCAGACGAGGUAGAAUGGAAAAUGGCCAAGAAAGGGUGUCGCCGGAAGUAAAUUAAAGAGCUACUAUUAUUGAAAAAGCUACUCAUGUAUUUACAAAUGUCCGUUAAAAGAUAGACGG
Messenger RNA from Symsagittifera roscoffensis, 1740 nucleotides. Its product is annotated as protein spinster homolog 1-like. The coding region runs from base 50 to 1678 and encodes 542 amino acids. NCBI's taxonomy places the organism in Eukaryota, Metazoa, Xenacoelomorpha, Acoela, Convolutidae. Gene Ontology annotation, molecular function: transmembrane transporter activity. The record is from RefSeq and is a predicted model, not a curated record. Gene Ontology annotation, cellular component: membrane. The transcript has 9 exons. Gene Ontology annotation, biological process: transmembrane transport.